Physcomitrium patens is the source of this 3797-nucleotide messenger RNA. RefSeq lists its product as uncharacterized. The record is from RefSeq and is a predicted model, not a curated record. NCBI's taxonomy places the organism in Eukaryota, Viridiplantae, Streptophyta, Bryopsida, Funariales, Funariaceae.
AUCACUAGUCUUGUUUCAGGGAACUGGUGGGUGUAAAGCUUGAGGAUUGCUAGUAUAAUUUCGUCACUGGCAGAGGAAAUAUAUAUAUAAAUGUAGAGAGAGAGAGAGAGAGCUGGCAAGAUGAGGGCGAAGCCUACAUUGUCCUGAUGUCGUUGUUGUCUACUGAUCCACCGUUACAGCGUCAUUUCUUACCCUAUUUUGCGUCUUUUCAUUUUAGCAUUUUCCAUUUUUACAACUUCGUCUUUCUGCAUUUAGGAAGUUGGUGUCAGUGCGUUUCGAGCUGUCCACCUACAUGCAGGUGCGAGUCUUUGUAACUAGGCGGAGCACUAAUGUCUCCUGGUCUUAAAAGUGUAGUUUGCAUGUUCCGUGGCGGCAGAGUAGACAAUAUCGCACUCUACACCCGUUGCUGCUUGCAUCAAUUCCUAGGCCUUGAGUCUGCUUAGGUUCGGUGUUGAUGUGCGCGUAAUGAUGUUAUUGCUCUAAGGGGCAGGGUUUGCUUUUGAGAAAAAUAGGUAGAGGUUAAACUCUGAGGAGACGGAAGUAGUGGCGAUAGCUUAGUGGGUGUGGGGGGAACAGUGUCUUUGCAUGACUUUGGGGGCGAGUGUCGAAUUCGGUGGGACUGUCUACGGGGGAAAUAAGAGUGAAAGUGGGGAUAAUGGCUGUGAUAUGAUGCUUCGAUGUUUUUUGUCGGAGCGGAGGGUCGAGGAGAGUCAACUCAUGCCGUCCUGUCAGUUUUCUUCCUUUCUUCCCUCUUUGAAGACAGUAGGGGCUUCCAUGGUGGGCGCCGAAUUUCGUGACGAAUAGUGAGAAGUCAAUUUUUGAGCUUCCAGGUCAUUGCGAUUGCCGUCAGACGUUUUUUUUUUUGUUUUUUUGGAUGCUUUUAGACUUGCUGUGGCUGUAGCAGCUAUUGCGGCGCAGGAAAAGGAUGGGGAAUGCUAACCCGAUGUGGGCAGCGGACGGAAGGCGGGCGGACUUGAGGGAAAGGCACUCGAUUAGGGCGUUUGGGGUGAAAUAAUUGAUAAUUAGAGUUGAAGGUUAAGGGGCAAUGUAGUUUUACGGGAGAAUAAUGGCUGUGGGCAGGUUGGACAUCGUCGGUAGAGUAUCUUCAGGACACAGAGAGGUGGGCGAUGAGCUUAGUAGACGAGGGGACUUACACAGUUCUAUGGACGUGCGAAAGAGCAUAUUGGGAGCCAUUGCGAGCAUGAGGGAUGCGAGGCUGGGUAUCAGUUCGUAAGUCUGCCGCGCAAUUGCAAUUGCAGGAUGAGACACUCGAUGCUUGGGACUUUGCUUGCUGUGCAGAUUUUAUUUAUCCAUUUUCCCUCUACGCAGGAGAACAUUGUGAAGAUUAAACUAUAGGUUAGAGUGCUGCGUCUUCUUCUGCAGAUAUACUCGUACUCUUGAUCUCAAGUCUCCUCUUCCUCUCACGUACCUACUUCUACAUACUGACGUUUUCAGUAUCCGCAACUUUGUGUCUCAUAUCGAGAGCAUUAAUCGCAUCGUUCUAAAUUAGGGCCGAACUAGCAAGAGGUGAGGAUGUCUGCUCUGUAUUUAGGGGUUGCACGAGAACAAUCCUUUCCUCCUUCGCCCCUACUAAGUCAUCAUCCUCCCCCUUCGCAGAUGCGACAAUUGCAACAACUAAGCCCUAGCAAACCCCACAUCAACCCUAGUGUCCUAGUGAUAGUCAUUAUCUUAAGUGUUGUAUUCUUUUGCUCCGGUGUACUCCAUAUUCUCGCUCGAUGCUUGGGAAGGCGACGGACGAGGGCGCCCGCAGGCGAACUCCAUAGUCCCGGCAACUCCAUCCGCGGUCAGCUGCAGCAUCUCUUUUCCAUGCAUGAUUCUGGCGUGGAGCAGGUUUUCAUCGACACACUCCCCGUAUUCUUGUAUGGGUCUAUCAGAGGUCUCAAAGAUAGCGCAGAUUGUGCAGUUUGCUUAAACGAAUUCGCCAAUGAGGAUAAGCUGCGACUCCUACCCAAAUGCAAACAUGCGUUCCACAUGGAGUGCAUUGACACAUGGCUGUUGUCGAAUUCGACAUGUCCUUUAUGUCGAAGGAGCCUUCUUCCUGAAGCGGAACCCGUUUCUCCACCCUCAGAGAGUAACAGGGAGUGCACUGCCGUAGGCUUGCACGAAGAGCAAGGAAACAGUCAGCCGCAACCCUCCCAUGGUAGUUUUCGAGGGAGUUUCCGAGCGAGUCUUCGAGGCAGUUUUCGCUUCAUCACGGAUGUCGUUGCACCGCUGCCACCGGCGCCACCCCCACCAUCUGUGAGGGAAGUUGCACCAUCUGUGCCAAACCCUUCAGUGACAGAGAUUCAAACACCCCCAAUGACUCCUGGACCCACUGUCUCCGUUACUGAACCAGACGGCUCUGAGAAAUUGUUGAGGGUAGAGUUGGGAAAGGUGAACACCGAUUCCAGGAGAAUCACUCGUGAUGUGGGCACUUCUAGAAUGCCGAGAUCCUACUCUAUGGGUUCGUAUGAGUACGUGGUGGAUUUCUCCAGUUUGGAGCUUGCAAUGGAGCUAACGCCUGUGUCAGGCCACGCUCAAGACUGGCCACCUGCCAAACCAACCCACAGAAGCGCUCAUUCGGACAAUAUACCUGAGCUUGUAAAUGGAAGCCACACGCCAGGCAAGGAAGAUACGUUCUGGGCGAGUCGAGGGUUAGACACUCCUACUAGCUUGUCCAGAGUUAGGGAGAUUAUGACUCCGAGUCCAGAAUGGCGUUCGUCGCCGUUGACAUUUGGAUUCCAAAGUGUCUCCCCUAACUCUCAACAGGAGGAGGUUACUGGGACCAACUCGCAGCAGGUUGUUACCAUUGACCAUGAGGAUUGUGAAGAGCAUGAAGAAAUACAGGUUUUAUCCAAGGUCAAAUGUUCAGGUUCAUAUGCCUACGCUCCGGCUGAGCAGAAGGAAAUGGAGAUUUCUGGAGCCGAUGAUCGGGCGCUGGAUGGAGGGGCUGAAGCUUCGCAAGAAGGAUCACUUUCUCUCAGGCUAUUUCCCAGCGAGGAAAGAGUGGAGGCUUCUUCAUUGCAAUCGACUCCUGUGUCGGGGAAUGCUGGAAUACAGGAAUUUGUAGCUGCAUCGAGAAAGGAUAAGGUGUGGGAAGUCUCGGUAGAUGUGACCGUCCCUCCGACCUCCUCUGAUGGCAGCUCCGUCGGUAAGUCACCGCAUUCAAAGAAAUCAUCCCCACUGAAUUGGCUGAGAGGCAGAGGCAGGCGGUUAGUGUACUCUGCAGCUAGUCCAUCUGCUGGCACGCAAUCCACAGAAAAUGAAGUACAAUAGCUUGUGUUGUCUCCCAAUUAUGAACAGUUUCAGAAGAUUUGAGAUGCAAGUAUCUGGUCGCUGGAAGUUGUAAUGAUAACUCGCCGUUUUAGAGACUCGCCCACCGAUCUUGCCAUAUGAAUUUUUAUUUUUUUACUGAAUACAUAAAUUGUGAUCUUAGAUAGAUAGAGACUAUAAGCUUCAAAAUAGGAUCGUGUACAUGAUACUGCAGAUGUAAUUCCCGCCAAGUUGGGCAAGUCCAGAAGGAAUUCGCUGUAUUGUAAAGCACGUGUGUUCUGGUUUGUUCUUAUUCGAUCGAUGCUUGUACCUUUCUGAGUGUUCAGUUAGUACAGGUACCUAUUUAGGCAGGUGAGCUGGUUUCUUAUCUAGAUAUAUUUUGGUGAACGAGCAUGGUCAGUGGGUGAUAUGACGAAGAACGUCGUUGUACAACCUUUGAGUUCUCAAGCCGUACCAUGUUCUUAAGCAAAAUUGUCUGACGAACUAUGUGGCAAUUGGAAUGUUAAUCUUAGCGUCCUUUCUCA